Molecule: messenger RNA, 5234 nt
Organism: Candoia aspera
Lineage: Eukaryota; Metazoa; Chordata; Lepidosauria; Squamata; Candoiidae
Gene: SCFD2
Product: sec1 family domain containing 2
Exons: 9
Coding region: 252-2318 (688 amino acids)
Biological process (GO): intracellular protein transport; vesicle-mediated transport
Source: RefSeq, a predicted model, not a curated record
UCGAGAGGCGGUGGUCUUCUGUCAGCCUGCCCCCCUCCCCCGGGAUUUGAGCCCGACCUGUUUUUGUUGCCAAUCUCGGCGAGCUCCGCGGUGGCGCAUAGUAACAAGUUUCCUGAGCAAUGGAGGUCAAAGGGCUUCUUCCCCCGCCUUACUGCCUCGCUUGCUAGCCUGGGGGUGCCCGCUUCCCGGGGGCCGUUUGACUGCUGCCUUUUGAGGCCUGAAGGGGGAUUUCCAGGUGUUCCGGCUCCACGAUGUGUGCAGCCACCGCCCUUCCUAAAUCCCCAGCUGGGGCGUCUUCUUUUUGCCAGCAAGCUUGGGGACAGGUAUUCACUAAGGUCAAGCGAGCCGUUGUGUUCAUGGACUCAGCUUGUGCGGAAAGCCUCCACUGGUCCUGUGGCGGAGUUAGCCGGCUCUUACAGGCCGGGGCCCUCAACGUCAAGGAGUUCUCCAGCUUUGAGUCGGGGGAGGCCAAGCAACCCAAGGCAGUCUUCGUGGUCAGCACCUUGUUGAAAGGCUGGACUGUGGACGUCAUUCGUGACAUUGUGAGCCUCAGCAAUUUCCAGUACUGUGUGGUUUUCACUGGUGUCAACCACACAGUGCACUUGCAAGCGUAUAAUACACCCAACAGUGCUGAGACCGAAAGCUCUGGCCAGGCCGUCUUCGAGCAGUUUGAAGAGAAGCUUUGCCAGUGGAUGGGCAACAUGAACUACACAGCAGAGGUGCACCAUGCUGCUUUGUUUCUGGCGCCCAUCUUACCCCACCUCUUUGUAACACCUGCCUUUUCCACACUUUUCCCUUUGAUGGCUGAGGAUUUGACUCAAAUCAAUAGUGCUAGGCCAGAGAAGAAAAAAAUUGCUCACUUGAGUGAUGUGGACUUCUCCUCUCUGCCUUCAGACUUGCAGCUUGAGAUCAGAUCACUGGUGUCUGAUCUCAAUACCUUAUUUGAGUAUCUUAGUGUUCGGGAGGAAUGUUUUGCUAUUGGACCACUGAGCAAAAUUAUUGCAGGGGAUCUGGCAAAUUAUUUUCAGGCCAAGAUCAGGAGGAAAAAUGCACAAAAUAAAGCUUCUGUCAUUUUUGUGGACCGGACAUUAGAUUUGACAGGAGCAGUUGGGCAUCAUGGUGACAACUUAGCAGAGAAGAUUCUCUCGAUACUUCCGAAGCUACGAGGUCAUACAAAUGAUGUGAUGGUCAACAUGGUGGAGCUCACAAGCCUGCACACUAAUGAGACAAGUUGCAAUAUUAUAGCGCCAGGCUGCUUGGCACAACCAACAGAUCCAGCUGCUAGAGCUCUGUGGGAGUCUUUAAUGAAUCUAAAACAGAAGGAAGGCAUGAUGGAAGUUAGAAGACACCUAGUGGAAGCCGCAAGCAGAGAAAAUUUGCCAAUCAAGAUGAGCAUGGGGAGAGUCACCCCAGAACAGCUCAGCUCAUAUAUCCAGCUCUUCAAAAAGAAAUUUGAUGCUCUUGAAAGUCAUUGUGGGAUUCUGCAGAUUGCACUGGCUGUUGUACAGACUCUAAAAGACCCUCAGAAUGCCAAAUGGGACAACUUCUUAGCCUUUGAACGGCUCUUUGUACAGAAUAUUGGUGAGUCAACAUUAUUUAAUGCACUGAACCAACUGCUACCUAUGAUCAAGUCUUACAGUAACAGGACAGAUGAUGAUUAUACUCCCCAAGAACUGCUUCUAUUAUUGGUAUAUAUUUACUCCAUAGUUGGAGAAGUCAAAACUGGAAAAGAAUUAAGUGAAGCUGAAAGUCAAGUGAAGGAAGCCCUUGUCCAAGCUAUUUGUGAUGAACCAGAGCUACCAGCUUUGCUGCAGAAAAUAAUAGGCGGUGAGUCUUCCAUCAAUGUUACAUUUCAAAAAGCCACAGCUGCAGUGAAUAAGAUCUUUAAGAGCCUAAGGGACAUUACAACAGCUCGGGCACAGAUGAAACAGUUUAAUUCUGUACAUAUCCCGGGAAGCCACAGCCAGCAGGCCUCUUAUAGACCAUUGAUGAAGCAAGUGGUGGAAGAAAUAUAUAAUCCUGAUCGACCUGACCCUGCUGAUAUUGAACACAUGUCUUCUGGGCUUACAGAUCUCCUGAAAACAGGAUUCAGCAUGUUUAUGAAGGUGAGCCGCCCUCACCCAAGUGAUCAUCCUGUGCUGGUCAUCUUCAUGGUUGGUGGCGUAACAGUAUCUGAAGUCCGAACGAUAAAGGAUCUUGUAGCGGCACACAAGCCUGGAGUAGAGGUAAUUGUUCUCUCUACAACUCUCCUGACACCACUUAACAUUCUGGAGCUGCUUUUUGCAACAGACCGUCUCAAGCCAGACAUUGGUAUCUGAAGUUGUCAAAGCAGGCAUCUGGCCCAACUUGCGGAAAAUACCCAAACCUCUCGCCUUCUGGCUUUCAAGACCAUUCCUCUAAAACAGAAAGGCUCUGAAAUUGCCCAUAAUGUUAAUCUCAGGAGUAAUUUUAAAAUGGGAAACAAAUAAUGAGCUCACUUUUUGUGAAGAAAAGUACCUAUCUUAGCAGAUUGCUUCAAAGUCAUUUCUUCAGGGAUGUCAAACUGACCUUCCUCUCCCUGCUGAAAUCCUUUACCUCCAGCUUAUUAGCAGUGAUGGUUGUUGCUGGCAGCUGCAGAGCAUUACUGUACCAUUGCCUGUAACAGCUUCAGAGAACAGUGUAGAACCAUCAAGAAGGCCUCCAUUUUUAGACUAAGCCUUAGCUGCAUUUUCUUGAGCACCAUUGUUCACAGCUUUUCUUUAGCAAGGGAGAUAAAAGAUGCCACUAGAAAAAGACAUGAUUCUAUAUGAGUGACAGAUUUGAUCUGAAAUGUCCUGUAUCUCUGGGAGGAUCUAUACUUCUUGACAAAUUGUUAUGGAGGUGGGAACAAUGCUAAUAUUGGCAAGAUUCAGCUGCAUCCGCAGGGGUGUGUUAAAAAAGCAAAAUGAUGGUUGUGAAUUUGCAAUCCAAGCAUUGCCCCUUUGUAAGUGCACAGGUAGGAAAGGGGUAGGACUUCAGUUGUGUUGUUGUUACUGCCAUCUUGCCUUUUUUGAUCCCCCUCAAGUCCACACUGGCUAGAUUAUAUAUUAAUAGCCUAGUUACAAGGCAAAAGUCAUCUCUGUGGGAAGGAUCAAGAGGUGGGAAUUUGAAGCUAAGUGGUUUUCCCCAAGAUCUCCAUUUUCCAUUCCUCUAACAUAAAAUCACUGUCCUGUUCCCCUUCAACAGCGUGAAAUAUGUGACUCGCAACACCAUUGGAUUCCCACUUCCACCAGUCUCAGUCAUCAAAGACAGCACUCCAAAUUUGUCUGAGGUGCUGCAAGUUCUCUAACCCUUAUUUUGAACUCGGUGCUCCAUAAAAGUAAAGCCAAACUCUUCGAUAAAUAGCUGGUGCAUUCAUGUAUUCCAAAAUUAUCCUGGGCCAGAGUACCAAAAAUGUGUGAAAUUGCUUCAGAAAUAAUCUAAAGAGAACGUCCGUAUCAUUGUCAUGCAGGCCCCGUAUUAUAGCAUUCCAGGAGGGAGGAAUGUAUACAGUCAUGGUAUGGCAUCUCCUAGCAUUUCCAUCUUCAGCUCCAACUCUUCACUUAAAACUCAGGGUGUCAGGGAGAAGAUGUUUGCCUAAUGUUUCUGACGUGUUUUCUGUAUGAAGAGUCUGAUGGCAUUUAUUGGAUAGAGCCUGCCCCAUGUAGGAUAUUCAGAGAAGGAUCCGCAGGGGAAAUGUUGUCGUCCAUUUCUUUAACAUCACAUACACCGACAAGACUCACACACACACUCACACAGUCUUUACGUGUUUAAUGCCAAGGGCAUGGCUAAUGUUUUUCUUCCAGUUCAUUUUCUGAAUACUGCAUGAUUUAAGAUCAGGGAGCAGUGCCUAAAAUGUCAAGCCAAUUUGUGACAUGGUUUUUCUGAUUUUGCUUCAUCAGCCCUUGACUCUUUGUUUUCAUAGUACUAGAAUAUAGCUAGAUGCUGCCUUCUUCGAUGUAACCAAAUCCAGCAGUUUUGUCUGAUAACGUUUUCCAAGGAUGCGGAUUCAGGUCUGCCCCAGUCUAGCAGAUGCAGAAUAGCCCUUUUUAAAAGACUCUUCAUUUCAUGGCCCCUGCUGAAGAUCAUCUAAAUUGGGCUGCAGUCUGAGACUUCAGCAAACAGAAGGCAAGACAGCCAGUUUAUGGAACAUGCUUUGUAGAAAAAGGGCAAACUUCUGAGCAUUUACUUAUGAUCAUAAUCAAUGGAUGAGCUGACAAGCCAGAUUGAUCUGCUAUUUAAUUGAAGCACUUAGAGGGGAAAUACAGUCCCCAUGGUUACCAGGCCAGAACUGUCACACUGCACUUAUGGGCUAAAUUCUCUAUUAAAUGAGGGAUACCGGUAUGGGCUUCCUCUCUCGUAUACGUAACAAUGGGAAUGCGGGCUCAAAACUGGGAGUGCACAGCGAGGGCGGAAUUACGUGGAUGUUGUACUUAGCAGAAAGGUUGCACUGCACUCCAUUAAUGCAAAAUUCCACACAGUGGUCACUUGCCAUCUUUUAUUGCCUUCAUCAAAGUAGAAAUGGAUUUAGCCACCAGUUCAGAAUUGUCCAAGCAGGGGAAGGUGUCAAAAAGCCAAAAUGGCAACAAAUGUUAAAAAGGGGGCAGACUUUGUCCAUGCAGUCAUGCCUGCUAUCUUGACUUUUUUGCCACGCCCACAUGGAUGCCCUUGCAUCCAGCUGUAGGUCUUGCUGCACAAUGGAAGCAGAGCCUAACAACAAGGGAGGGUCUCUCCUUUCCUUGGGUACUACACCUACUGAGGAUGCUCUGAUGUUUUGGCUAUGUUGUGCUAGAUGGACUUUUUUGGGAGUUGUGGCAAAAUAGCAAUGCCCAUGGGUACUUCUUUUGGCAGUGAUGGGAGUGACCAGAGCCAGGGUGCAGUCAGAAAAGCAUUUGAGAAGCAGGUGGCUUUGUACAGCUGUGCAACUGUUGGUAGUAUAGAAAUGUAUACUUGCAAGACAGAAGGGGUUGCUGGCUGGGUGUGUAGCAUUCUUGAAAUCAGUGAACCUGCAUCCCUGCAUGAUCCAUUUGCCCCCCACCCCCGUAACGCUUGUUGUUUCCAUGCUUCACAGACAAUAGAAAUCUUCCCAUUUUUCCUAUUCGCGCUGCCCAGAAACUGGAUAGAAAAAUACAACACAUUCUUGAGAAAACAUUGUUUAAUUUAAUGAUGAAACAAAAUACAGACAUUGUAUCCUGGUAAUGUUGCCAACAACAUAAAAUAAAUAAGUUACAGCUUAA